UUAGAGUGACCAAUGAUUAGAACUCCAAUCAAAAAUUAUUACUCCGAUAACCUAAAAAACCUAACAUUAUUGAAACGUGAUUUUUGCAUUUGGUGUUAUACGGAUUUUUUAGGAAAUUAUUAAUCUGUGAUUCGAUGCAAAUUAAUUAAUUAAAAUAAAAUGGUUUUCUUAUCGUUAAAUCUGUUAGCGAGAUGUCGCGGACCCGACGAGUUCUGGCGUAAACGGAAAAUAUUUAAGCUCGCCGCGCAUUAUCUUGGUAGAAGAAGGAAUUGUUAUAGCUUAGCCAUCAGAAGUGUGCACAGAGCUUUGGUAUUCGCCACUCAGGGUAGAAGAUUGAAAAAAAUUGAUAUAAAAGAGCUGCGAGAACAGAGGUUACAAGCCGCUACAAAUGAACAUGGUAUAAAUUUCUUUACUCUGAAAGAGGGACUGACUAGAUGUAACAUUCUUUUGAAUCGUAAGGUGUUAGCUGACUUAUCAAUUUGGGAACCUCGAUCUUUCAAAGCUCUUACAGAUAUAGCUUGCACAAGAGCAAAGCAAGAUCAUUUAAAGUGUGUAGUCAAUAACGAAGUACCCCAGACUGUUUUUGUAAGAGGUUUGAUUAAAUGAAUUCUCGCAAAAAUUGUAUAAGAUAACAGAUGUUUUCCUUCUAACAUUUAUUGAUAAGCUUUUACAAUGUUCCCUUAUUGUAUUAGACUAAUUGUAUCAAUGAUACUGCAGACAAAUUAAUCUGAGAUUAUCUGUGUAUCUUGCAGUAUUAUAAAUACAAUUAAGAAUUAUCAACAACAACAAUGUAACAUAUUACAUAGCUACAUUGCGAGCAGAUUAGAUUGAAAAUAUAAGAUAAAUAUAGAUAUGACUCUCC
Molecule: messenger RNA, 862 nt
Organism: Nylanderia fulva
Lineage: Eukaryota; Metazoa; Arthropoda; Insecta; Hymenoptera; Formicidae
Gene: mRpL20
Product: mitochondrial ribosomal protein L20
Biological process (GO): translation
Cellular component (GO): ribosome
Molecular function (GO): rRNA binding; structural constituent of ribosome
Source: RefSeq, a predicted model, not a curated record